Messenger RNA from Psammomys obesus (fat sand rat), 2950 nucleotides. RefSeq names its product solute carrier family 25 member 46 (gene Slc25a46). Lineage: Eukaryota; Metazoa; Chordata; Mammalia; Rodentia; Muridae. Bases 85 to 1341 code for a protein of 418 amino acids. Gene Ontology annotation, cellular component: mitochondrial outer membrane. The record is from RefSeq and is a predicted model, not a curated record. Gene Ontology annotation, biological process: mitochondrial fission; axon development; mitochondrial membrane fission. The transcript has 8 exons.
UGACGUGCAGCGGCUGCGGCGGGGACGCAGUGGAGGCCUGGGCUCCGCGGGCCGGCCUCUCUCGUCCUCGUCCGCCCGUCCGAAAUGCAUCCGCGGCGCCCUGACGGCUUCGACGGCCUGGGCUACCGGGGGGGCGUGCGGGAAGACCCGGCUUUUGGCGGCCCCUUCCACGCACGCUCCUUCGGUUCUGGGACGGAGCUGGGCCACUGGGUGACGACGCCCCCUGACAUCCCGGGCAGCCGCAACCUGCACUGGGGCGACAAGAGCCCCUCGUACGGCGUGCCGUCCGCGCCCGCGACGCUCGAGGGCCCCGCGGAAGAGCCCGUUCCCGGCGGCGGCGACGGCCCGCGGCCCGGCCCGAGCAGCGAACAGUUGAAUAGAUUUGCUGGAUUUGGUAUUGGACUUGCAAGUCUCUUUACAGAAAAUGUACUGGCCCAUCCUUGCAUUGUUUUACGCCGCCAAUGUCAGGUUAAUUACCAUGCUCGGCAUUAUCAUCUCACUCCGUUUACAAUUGUCAACAUUAUGUAUAGCUUCAAUAAAACUCAGGGACCACGGGCCCUCUGGAAAGGAAUGGGAAGCACAUUUAUUGUCCAAGGAGUUACACUUGGAGCAGAAGGCAUAAUUAGUGAAUUUACACCUUUACCGAGGGAGGUGUCACACAAAUGGAAUCCUAAACAAAUUGGUGAACACCUUCUACUAAAAUGCCUAACAUAUAUGGUGGCCAUGCCUUUUUAUUCAGCAAGUCUGAUUGAAACAGUACAGAGUGAGAUAAUCCGAGAUAACACUGGCAUCCUGGAAUGUGUUAAAGAAGGAAUUGGAAGAGUGAUAGGCUUAGGAGUGCCUCACAGCAAACGCCUGCUUCCGCUGCUCUCAUUGGUCUUCCCAACAGUGCUGCAUGGAGUUCUUCACUACAUCAUCAGCUCCAUCAUUCAGAAGAUUGUCCUCCUAAUUCUGAAGAGAAAGACCUAUAAUAGCCACCUAGCUGAGAGUACUAGCCCCAUGCAGAGUAUGUUGGAUGCUUAUUUUCCAGAACUUAUUGCUAACUUUGCUGCCAGCCUUUGCUCUGACGUUAUACUUUACCCAUUGGAAACCGUUCUGCAUCGCCUUCAUAUUCAAGGAACACGCACAAUAAUUGACAAUACAGACCUUGGCUAUGAAGUACUUCCAAUUAAUACGCAGUAUGAGGGGAUGAGAGACUGUAUAAAUACCAUCAAGCAGGAGGAAGGAGUGUUUGGCUUUUAUAAAGGGUUUGGUGCUGUUAUAAUACAGUAUACACUGCAUGCAGCCAUCUUACAGAUUACCAAAAUUAUUUACUCCACACUUCUUCAGAAUAGCAUUUGAGAUUUAGGUUCUGUGAUUGGCUCAUCCAAAAGAUGUGGUCUGGAUAAUUUGCUAUGAUAAUAAAAUACUGCGUGGAAAGAAAUAGGCUGGGAAUUAAGACUGGUAGAAAACCUCAUGCUGAUUAUUCUGACUUCUCAUUUUUCUUAAGGCAUAGAUACAUAUUUACAUAUAUACAUAUAUAUGUAUACUUAAAUGUAUACUUACAUAUAUGUAUAUAUGUAUAUGAUACUGGAUGGGAACCUUUCUAAAAUGGAAAACUCAAUAAAGGUAAUACUUUAAAUUUAAAAUGUAAAAUUACAUUUUAGUGUAUAACACUCAUGCUGAAGUAAAAUUGAUCCUGAAUAGAAACAAAAAUGUAUCAAGUGUAAAAUGAAAUUACAAUGACUUGAAUCUAUUUUACUGACCUUAAUAUUUGUUGUAUGUUUGUUUAACCUGGAUUCAGGUCAAUGUGUUAAUUCUUAAAGCAGUGGAUAGUAUCACGAGGCUUGACCUUUAAGCAAAUAGAUUAUAUCAUCAUUGAAAAAAACUUAUGAUUAGAUUUGGCACAUUGUAAGCAGGGGUUGAAGGGUUUUUUAUUGUAUGUAAUAAUUUUAUUUGCUGUAUAUAUUUAUUAUACGGAGCCAUUUGUGUGUGUGUACUUGUAACUUGGGAUUUCCUUCAUCACUGCAAGUUCAUAGACCUGCUUAUUGCAUCAAAUGAAAGUAGACACUUUCUGCUUGAACAUCAAGAAUAAGACAUCAAAACACCAGGAAAUAGCUUUCUUGUUUGCAUCACACCCAGCGUUGCAGUGCCAGAAACUUGAAAUUUAUUGUAUGCUUGUGAUGUUUGGAUCAUCAGAUGAUUGUAGAGCUACUUUUAGAGAUACCUAACAAUCAUGGCAGCCAUUACCAUUUGCACACUUAACCUUAAGGAGCCUCACAUGUCUUUCAUUUCUAAAAGAACUUAUCUUAAAGGGAACACAAUUAAAGUUCUCCUGGGAAUUUGUGCCUCAUGCUCAUCUUAAAUAAUGACUGCAGUCUUUCUUGUUUUUUUCCUUUUUUUUCAUGUGUGUGUGUGUGUGUAAAGUUUUAUUCUUCAAAUGAGCUCUCCUGAAGAUAAAAAUCCUCAUUACUUUUUAUUUAAACUUGCUUGGAGUAUUCAAGAAAAACAGAAACCUCAUAGGAAAUUUGCCCUUACGUGUAAUGAAGGAGGAGGGAGAGUCAAUAUAUUUCAACAAAUGAAACUUGUUUAUCAGUUUAAUAAAACAAAAGUUGAUGUGUGUACCUAUAGUGGAUUAGGUUUUGUAAUAAAGUAAUAUCUAGUUCGUUGAUUACUCAUGCAACAUUUAACAUUUCAUUUCUUUACAAGUAUCAAAUUUACAAACACUCUCCAGUGCAAUGCCUGCAGAUGUCACUCAACUAGAAAUGCAUGCAAACUGAAAGUGGUGUUACAUGUUAAAUGUUGCAGGGAGCGUUACUUUUAUGACUGCUAAGAGCGGGAGCUUAACACGGACACUUAAACGCACAAAGUAAUGUGUAAGUAGCAGCUGUCCAUACCAGCCAGCCUGUGUUGCUAAGUAAUGUCUACUGUUCAAUUCCUCAAAAAGGGAAAAUAAAUGCUGUUGAUUACA